This is a messenger RNA of Mesitornis unicolor (brown roatelo), 1799 nucleotides long. It is a transcript of the gene SLC45A1, whose product is annotated as solute carrier family 45, member 1. The transcript is spliced from 6 exons. The annotation marks the transcript as partial. Gene Ontology annotation, molecular function: sucrose:proton symporter activity. Gene Ontology annotation, cellular component: membrane. NCBI's taxonomy places the organism in Eukaryota, Metazoa, Chordata, Aves, Mesitornithiformes, Mesitornithidae. The record is from RefSeq and is a predicted model, not a curated record. Gene Ontology annotation, biological process: transmembrane transport.
CCUACCCGUAAUGAUUCCACCAUCUGCAACAACCUCUGUCGGCGAUGCUGCGCUCCUGCCAAGCUUGCCUUCUCAGGAAAUCUGGAGGUCACAAGUUCCAGGCUAUUCUGGAUCGGUCACGCAGCACCUAAGUCAUCGGGCCAAUAACUUCAAGAGACACCCAAAAAGGAGAAAACACAUCCGCCCUUCACCACCACCACCGCCAAAUACUCCGUGUCCUAUUGAUUUGAUUGACUUUGGGGAUCUCCAGCCUCAGAGGUCUUUCCUAGAACUCCUCUUUAAUGGGUGUGUUCUCUUUGGGCUGGAGUUCAGCUAUGCCAUGGAAACAGCCUAUGUUACCCCGGUGCUGCUUCAGAUGGGGCUUCCAGACCAACUGUACGGAAUGGUGUGGUUCAUCAGCCCUAUACUAGGGUUCUUGCUGCAGCCUUUGCUGGGAGCCUGGAGUGACAGAUGCACAUCGAGAUUCGGGAGGAGACGACCUUUCAUUCUGGUCUUAGCAGUAGGAGCACUGCUUGGGCUCUCGCUUAUGCUGAACGGCAAAGAUAUAGGGACUGCCUUGUCUGACACUGCGAAUAACCACAAAUGGGGAAUCAUUCUUACGAUCUGUGGUGUUGUCCUCAUGGACUUCAGUGCAGAUUCAGCAGACAAUCCCAGUCAUGCCUACAUGAUGGACGUAUGCAGCCCAGUGGAUCAAGACAGGGGCCUCAACAUCCACGCUUUGUUAGCAGGUCUUGGAGGUGGCUUUGGUUAUGUUGUUGGAGGAAUACACUGGGAUAAAACCAGUUUUGGAAAAGCUGUGGGAGGGCAGCUUCGCGUCAUCUAUGUCUUCACCUCAGUUAUACUGACUAUCACUACUGUGCUGACUCUGAUUAGCAUUCCAGAAAGACCCUUAAGGUCCUUUAGCAGGAAGAAAAAGGUGAUGAAGAGUCCAAGUCUUCCUCUCCCUCCUUCUCCACCUCUCUUCUUUGAGGAGGGUGUAAAUGAAAACGUUGCUUCUCAUAACUCAGCUCACUUAUAUGCAAGUUUUACAAGUCCCGUUUCCCCCCUCAGCCCACUCACACCCAAAUAUGGCAGUUUUGUCAGUAGAGACAGUUCUUUGACAGGGAUUAAUGAGUUUGCAUCAUCAUUUGGGACUUCAAAUAUUGACAGUGUGCUUAUAGACUGUUUUACAGGCGGGCACAAUAGUUACUUAGCACUGCCAGCUAGCUUGCCCAGGCAGCCUGUCAGUGUCAGCUUUCCUCGGGUGCCUGAUGGCUGUUACCAAGGAGAAAAUGGAGUUCCUGAGCAAGGGGAGAGCAGCACAACGCCGGGGCCUGAUGGCGAGGCGCUAAGGGUGGGCUCGCUGGAUGCGGUAAAGCCGCGGUCGUCAGGGAUCCUGAAAAGACCUCAGACCUUGGCCAUUCCAGAUUCCGUAACAGGACACUGUCCAGAAAAUAGCAGAAGAAGAAAUGUAACCUUCAGUCAGCAGGUUGCUAAUAUCUUGCUGAAUGGUGUUAAAUACGAGAGCGAGCUGAAUGGAUCAGGUGAGACCUCGGAGCAACCACUCUCUGUGAAACUUCUCUGUUCGACUAUCUGCCGGAUGCCCAAGGCUCUUCGUAACCUCUGCAUCAACCACUUCCUAGGAUGGCUUUCGUUCGAGGGGAUGUUACUCUUCUAUACCGACUUCAUGGGAGAAGUAGUGUUUCAAGGGAAUCCGAAAGCACCUCACAACUCAGAUGAGUAUCAGAAGUACAACGCAGGGGUCACGAUGGGCUGCUGGGGAAUGUGCAUCUAUGCAUUCAGUGCUGCUUUCUAUUCAG